This is a messenger RNA of Oncorhynchus gorbuscha (pink salmon), 3165 nucleotides long. RefSeq names its product tau-tubulin kinase 2-like. The annotation marks the transcript as partial. Lineage: Eukaryota; Metazoa; Chordata; Actinopteri; Salmoniformes; Salmonidae. Gene Ontology annotation, cellular component: cytoplasm; ciliary basal body; nucleus. The record is from RefSeq and is a predicted model, not a curated record. Gene Ontology annotation, molecular function: protein serine/threonine kinase activity; ATP binding. Gene Ontology annotation, biological process: signal transduction; peptidyl-serine phosphorylation; cilium assembly. The transcript has 14 exons.
AACGAGCGCGCAGUCAGGCUUGGCUGAUACCGUUAGUCGCGUCAGGGAUCUGCAGCGAUAGAGAGAGAGAGAGAUGCUGAGGUGACAGGGAGAGAGAAGUAGAAAAGGGACGAUUAAAUCAAACUCAUUAUGUCACUGCUGAAUUCACAUGUCUGUAUGUAAACCUCAGCUGCAGAAUCAACGUUGCAUAAUAACGCGCCCGCUGUGGAAUUCCACCCAAUGUCUCAACAUUCCGUCAAGACAAACAUAGAGGAUUAUUUGUAACCACGCCCGGCUCCUUUCGGAUCAAGGAUCGGAGCGGUCAAGGUCUCUACAGGAACCUGAUGCCCGACCCAAUCUAAUACGGCUGGUGGUAGUUAGCAGGAGUGGUAGUAGAGGAAGAACCACAGUGAGCAGCAGUCCACCGCAGGCGGGAUGAGUGCUGCAGCGAUGGACCAAGCUGACAUCCUCACUGUGCUUGUCCUGGUCAAGGAACGAUGGAAAGUGACAAAGAAGAUCGGCGGCGGUGGCUUUGGGGAGAUCUACGAGGCGUUGGACCUGCUGACCAGGGUCAGUGUUGCUCUGAAGGUGGAGUCUGCACAGCAGCCUAAACAGGUCCUCAAGAUGGAGGUGGCUGUCCUCAAGAAACUCCAGGGUAAAGAACACGUGUGUCGCUUUGUUGGAUGCGGCCGCAAUGACCGCUUCAACUAUGUGGUGAUGGAGCUUCAGGGGCGUAACCUGGCAGAGCUGAGGCGCAGUAUGACGCGGGGCACGUUUACAGUCAGCACCACCCUGAGACUGGGACGACAGACACUAGAAGCUAUAGAGAGCAUCCACUCUGUUGGCUUCCUGCACAGAGACAUCAAACCAUCCAACUUUGCCAUGGGCCGGUUCCCCAGUACCUGUAGGACCUGCUACAUGCUGGACUUUGGCUUGGCACGCCAGUUCACUAACUCCUGCCAAGAGGUCCGACCGCCUCGGCCAGUAGCAGGGUUCAGAGGCACAGUCCGCUAUGCGUCCGUCAACGCACACAAGAACAAGGAGAUGGGUCGGCAUGACGACCUGUGGUCCCUCUUCUACAUGCUGGUGGAGUUCAUGGUUGGACAGUUGCCAUGGAGAAAGAUCAAAGACAAGGACCAUGUAGGGAAGUUGAAGGACACCUAUGACCACAGGCUCAUGCUGAAACACCUGCCUGCUGAGUUCACUGUCUUCCUGGAUCACAUCUCUAACCUGGACUACUUCACCAAACCAGACUAUCAGCUGCUGUUGUCAGUGUUUGACAACAGUAUGAAGACCUACAACGUGGUGGAGAAUGACCCGUAUGACUGGGAGAGGACUGGGUCUGAUGGUACUCUGACCAUCAACGCUACAGCCACCACACCACAGCAUCACACACGACUCACCCCAGCACACAUGGGCAUGGCCAAUGCAUCCCUGAUCCCUGGGGACCUGGCGAGGGAGAACACAGACGAUGUUCUGCAGGACGAGCAGCUUAGUGACAACGGGGAGAACAACCCUCCUCCAGACCGCCGCCCCGGAUCCCCCAGCAUGCCCCGGGCCAACCAGGAAGCUGACGUCUGGGAGGAGCUGGACCGUAACCGUAACCGCAUCAGGACCGCGGUGUGGAAGGCAGCAACAGAGGAGGAGCACAGCAACAACCAGGGGGUUCUCCAGAACCCGUAUGCCAACCUCAGCCUGGGCUCCCCUGUCCGGGUACACUCUGAGAUAGUGGGGGUGUCAGGACAGGAUGGUGGUAGUCCUCUCCUCAGGAAGCUCCGUAACAUCCACAGCUUUGAGCUGGACAGGAGACUGACCUUGGAGACCAAGCCCAGUCCUGAACGGUUCAUGGAGGCGUGCUCAGGGAAUCAGCUGGAGGGCUGUGGGCAGCAGCAGGAGAAGGGCCUGGCUGUACCCACUGGAGGUGCCACAGGACCAGGGCGUGGUGGCACUGACCGAGUCUGGCACAAUGACGAGGAGUUCCUAUCCGGUGGCGGUGCCAGCGGUUCACCCAAACCCGUCUCCCCUCACUCCCACAGGUCUCUGGAACAGGGCGAGGUGGCCCCCAGCAGCGGAGGCUUCGUGGCCUUCAACCUGAGCUCCGGACAGGGGAAGGUGGACUCCAGGGAGUGGGUGAUGAUGGAGAGGCCCAGCGGGUCCCCAGGGACCGGAAUGGGAGAUAAAGCUACGACCAGCCCCUCCAAGGAGGAAGAAGAGGAGCUGCAGGUGCUGGAGGUACCCUUUGGGGCAGGAGAAGGGUCCACACGGAACUCCAGUCCUGGUCAGAUCCAUGGACACAGGGAUGGGGACCUCCAGGGGCAUCCAGGCGCCAGCGGACGACCCGCCAGGGUGGACAGGCUGGAACUGAGUGUGGGACCUACGGGAAGCCUGCCCCCCGUCACCCCCUCUAGCCCUGCUGAUGCCCUGGCUGAGGGAGCACUCACACAGCUCCCUACCUCUCCUCCAUCUCUGCCUGAGGAGGUGUUGGCCAGGAUGUCCAGUCCCCUGCUCCUGCGUUCCCCAAGCCCGCACACCCAGACCCUCCUCACCACCCUGUCGGACCCCCUGCACCAGAGGGACCCCCCUGGGAUGAGUCGCAGCUACUCAGCCGACCACCACAACCAGUACCUCCUCCAUCCCACCUCUUCUUCCUCCUACCACACCUCCCUACCGCCACCUCCUCACCCCGGCCUCGGUUCCGCCCGUAACCAAUCACCCUCCGGGCGCAGGAAACUGCCCGCUAUUCCGGCAGGCGCUGCCAGCAGCAAGUUCCCUUCCGUUAUACGCAUCACACGCGCCCAACUCCAGCAGCUGACAGCUCAGCAGUCCCCGUCUGGCUCAGACUGUGCUCCACAGGGCCUACAGCUGGAGAGACGAGAAGAUGCAGCAGCUGAGGCCCAGCAGCCCCAGGAUAUUACUGCUACCACUGACAUCUACAUCCUGCCCACCCCUAGCCACACCCCUAGCCAGCCCGGCAGCCCCACCAGCCUGGAUGACCUCCUGGCAGAUACCCUGAUCAAUGGACGAGACACCCAGACCUACACCAAAGCCCACAGCCCUGUGCCAAGCCGAGCGUCCUCUCCUCGCUCCCCCCAUUCUCCUCGCUCCCCUCGUUCUCCUCGCUCCCCUCGUUCUCCUCUCUCCCCCCGUUCUCCUCGCUCCCCCGUUCUCCUCGCUCCCCCGUUCUCC